This is a messenger RNA of Olea europaea var. sylvestris, 363 nucleotides long. RefSeq names its product auxin-responsive protein SAUR32-like. Bases 1 to 363 code for a protein of 120 amino acids. The record is from RefSeq and is a predicted model, not a curated record. Lineage: Eukaryota; Viridiplantae; Streptophyta; Magnoliopsida; Lamiales; Oleaceae. Gene Ontology annotation, biological process: response to auxin. The transcript is spliced from 2 exons.
AUGGUUGGGGCAGAAAAGAGUAUACUGCAAAAGCAUAUAAACUUGCCUCACCUUCACCACCAUAGAAUUAAUAACAGAAAGAAGCAACAAGUGAGAGAUGUUCCAAAAGGGUGUUUGGCUAUAAAAGUUGGGCAAGGUGAAGAUGAGAAACAGAGAAUUGUGAUCCCUCUUGUGUAUUUCAAUCAUCCAUUGUUCAUGAAGUUGUUGAAAGAUGCAGAAGAAGAGUAUGGCUUCGACUACGAAGGCAGGAUAACCAUUCCUUGCCAUGUUCAGGACUUUCGAUAUGUUCAGGGCAUGAUCGAUGAUGAUAUGGAGGAGCAUCACACUCACCACCAUCAUGUUGGCUGUUUUAAGUUAAGCUAG